AGAGUUGUAUGGAUAUGUCGUAGCUUUCAAAAAAACAUGCACUGCACGCUCGUUUAUGGAAACUGACGACAAAAAGCAGAGCAUCCGAGGAAUGGCAGCUCUCAGUGGGUUCCCUUUGGAAUCCAGUUAACUUAAAACCGGGACCAUCAUCUCAUCUCUCUCUGUUUGUGUUUUCGUUUCAUUUCAAUAAAAAAGGUUUCUUGCUUACAAGUUCCAAAUAGAUGUUGGUGGGUUGCUCGUCAGACUCGACGCCGGUAUUUAUUUAAACCAAAACAGGGAAAGCUGGAGUCGAGGAAGGAGAAAAGAAACCAUUUGUUCAUAGUUCUACAGGGUGGUUGCAGUCCAAGCAGAUGCCGUUGAAUAUUGUGCACGACGCCGAUGGAUUGUCUAAGAUUAUAUUGAUGGAGCCUGGCGGAUCGACUGCCGAGGUGCUCCUGUAUGGCGGGCAAAUUGUGUCCUGGAAGAAUGAACGUAGGGAAGAACUGCUAUUUAUGAGCAGCAAGGCUAUUUGGAAACCACCUAAAGCUAUCAGGGGAGGAAUACCUGUCUGCUUUCCUCAGUUUGCUAAUUUUGGAACCCUAGAACAGCAUGGAUUUGCUAGGAACAGAUUGUGGUCAAUAGAUAGUAGCCCCUCUCCUUUACCUCCGGCUAACACCCAGUCUUGUGUGGAUCUCAUAUUGAAGUCCACAGAAGAGGAUCUAAAGACGUGGCCUCGCAGUUUUGAGUUGCGGCUUCGUAUUUCACUCAGUGCUGGCAAACUUACUUUGAUCCCUCGAGUGAGGAAUACUGAUAACAAGGCAUUCUCCUUUACGUUUGCUCUGCGUAAUUACUUAUCUGUAUCAGAUAUCAGUGAGGUGCGUGUUGAAGACUUGGAGACACUUGACUACUUUGAUAAUCUGAAGGAGAGAGAGAGGUUCACAGAACAGGCUGAUGCUAUUACUUUUGAUGGCGAGGUAGACCGAGUGUAUUUGAGCACACCAAAAAAGAUUGCUAUCAUAGACCAUGAGAAGAAAAGGACCCUUGUGCUGAGAAAGGAGGGCCUACCAGAUGCUGUUGUAUGGAACCCAUGGGACAAGAAGGCUAAAGCUUUGCCAGAUUUUGGUGACGAGGACUACAAAAGCAUGUUAUGUGUGGAUGCAGUUAUUGUUGAAAACCCAAUUGUCUUGAAACCAUCCGAAGAGUGGACAGGCCGCCAGGAGCUCUCCAUCGUCUCAUCAAGUUAUUACAGUGGGCAGUUGGAUCCUCGUAAGGUUCUUUCUGGUUUACACUGACCUUCUGUUCAAGGGCUCACAAUGCUUCCCUGUAAUAUAUACUAAUUGUCUUAUUUGAUGCGCAAUGUAUAUGCUAUUGCUUUUUCUGUAUUGUUUUCAUUGUAGUAGGAUUCCAAUGGGUUUAAAUAACUAAAUCUGUCAGUCUAUAAUAUUGGACCUA
Telopea speciosissima is the source of this 1431-nucleotide messenger RNA. RefSeq names its product putative glucose-6-phosphate 1-epimerase. The record is from RefSeq and is a predicted model, not a curated record. The transcript has 9 exons. NCBI's taxonomy places the organism in Eukaryota, Viridiplantae, Streptophyta, Magnoliopsida, Proteales, Proteaceae. Gene Ontology annotation, molecular function: carbohydrate binding; isomerase activity. Gene Ontology annotation, biological process: carbohydrate metabolic process. Bases 351 to 1271 code for a protein of 306 amino acids.